AUGCAUUUAUGGCUCCUGGUCUGCCUGCUAGCCAGCUUCAUGGGGUCCUGGAUCCCCACUAUCCACGCACAAGGGAGCUUCGAGGACUGCUGCCUGCGUUACCAUUCUAACAUCGGCUGGCGUGUUCUCCGGCACUCCAGGCAUUACCUGCGCCAGGAUGUGAGCGGAAGCUGCAAUCUACCUGCUGUAAUAUUCUACCUCCCCCGGAAAGGCCAGAUAGUGUGUGGGAACCCACAGGACAGGGAGGUGCAGAAAGCCAUGAGGAUCCUGAAUACUUGGGUGAAGCCUGGCCACAUCUCCCAGACGGUCUUGCAAGGCCUUCAGGUUGGGAGGAAGAAGAUGAAUUCUGAAAAGUUCAAGGAUUCCAGCCACAAGAGGAAAGCCUCCCCCAGCAACUCCAGGGUUGUAAUGGCGGCCAAAAAGACCCACAAUCAUAAACUACUUAGAACCAUGUCUGGGGCCAGGGACAAGUUUGGUAUCAAAUCCUUCUAGAGAGCCUUGCCUGAGGGCUUC
Perognathus longimembris pacificus (Pacific pocket mouse) is the source of this 513-nucleotide messenger RNA. RefSeq names its product C-C motif chemokine ligand 25 (gene Ccl25). The transcript has 6 exons. The record is from RefSeq and is a predicted model, not a curated record. Gene Ontology annotation, cellular component: extracellular region. The coding region runs from base 1 to 492 and encodes 163 amino acids. Gene Ontology annotation, molecular function: chemokine activity; CCR chemokine receptor binding. NCBI's taxonomy places the organism in Eukaryota, Metazoa, Chordata, Mammalia, Rodentia, Heteromyidae. Gene Ontology annotation, biological process: positive regulation of ERK1 and ERK2 cascade; cellular response to type II interferon; lymphocyte chemotaxis.